AUGGUCACUCCCGCCGACAUGAUCAGAGAGCUCACCCUCAACAACAAAAUCCUCGUCAAGAAGAAUGAAGCUCUCAAGGUCGAAAACCACAACCUCAAAGUCACCAACGACAUGCUCAAGAAUAAGGCCGCUACCGACCAAGCCAUCAUGAACGCCGCCGUCACCAUCAAGAAUCUCGAGGCUUACAAUCAGACCCUUGAGAACGAGAACCAGCACCUCAGAGAGCAGCUCGAGCACUGCACUGAGAAAAAGAAGAUAGACAAGAAGUUGGAGAUCUUGCGAAAGGAGGUUGAGGCUAUUGAUGAGGAGCUUGAGAAGCGUAUGAGGGAGAUGAACAUCAUGCAUGAACUGAACGAGAAAAUCAAGCUUUUGAAGCAGAUUAAUGCUCAGGAAGAUGGCCAGAACGAGAACGAGUCAGAUUCUGAUGAUGUCUUCAAGGUGCACACCAAGGAAGACAGCAAGUGA
Aureobasidium melanogenum CBS 110374 is the source of this 465-nucleotide messenger RNA. RefSeq lists its product as uncharacterized. Lineage: Eukaryota; Fungi; Ascomycota; Dothideomycetes; Dothideales; Saccotheciaceae. The record is from RefSeq and is a predicted model, not a curated record. The transcript has a single exon. Bases 1 to 465 code for a protein of 154 amino acids.